UACCCCAAAACAGCCCCACUGGCCACAGCCCACAAAUCUCCCAACCUUCCCGCAAACAACCAAUUUACUACCACUCAGCUCCACCAGCAAUGGCGGAAUACGACCCCACAGCUGCCGCACACCGCCACAAUCUCAUCCCAAAAGAAACAGCCCUGCAAGCACUAAACACCAUAAUCCAACUCCAUUUCGAGAAGACCCUCGAGAAGAAAAGAGCAGUAGACGUCCAGAAAAAGGAGCUUUGGAAACUAUUCCAACUUUUCUUCCUUUUCUUGGGUCUUGUCUUCCUAGCUCAAUCCCAGUCCCCAAGGCUCCAAUGCCGGCAUUGUUGGGUACCCAUUGGGCUGCUUUCUUUAGCUCAUCUGAUCUUCUAUGUUUCCGUGGCUCAGACUCUUAGGUGCAUCAAUGGGUUCAAGUAUCAGAGGAGGUGUCACAAGCUGACUCUUGGCUUGGCUACUGACAGGCUCAGGCAGCUCAGGAUGAAAAUCAGCAGCUGCGCCGGCGGCGGAGGUGGUGGUGGGGUGAUUGAUGAGUACGGAGAUGAAUUGGAAGUGCCUUAUCAAGAACCACCGGAGAGUUAUUUUGGCAAGUUUAAGAGAAACUGGGCUCUGCAUUUUGGGUUCUUGAUCUUGAUUUAUGGGUUUAUGGUGUCUUCCUCUGUUGUUCUUCUUUGCUUCUAGCUUCAGUAGAGCCUAAAAUUAACUUUCCUCUAUUAUUAUUAUUUAUCUGUUUUAGGAUUUUGGUUAUUA
Coffea eugenioides is the source of this 746-nucleotide messenger RNA. RefSeq lists its product as uncharacterized. Lineage: Eukaryota; Viridiplantae; Streptophyta; Magnoliopsida; Gentianales; Rubiaceae. The coding region runs from base 90 to 677 and encodes 195 amino acids. The record is from RefSeq and is a predicted model, not a curated record. The transcript has a single exon.